This is a messenger RNA of Vicia villosa (hairy vetch), 945 nucleotides long. Its product is annotated as short-chain dehydrogenase reductase ATA1-like. The record is from RefSeq and is a predicted model, not a curated record. Gene Ontology annotation, molecular function: oxidoreductase activity. The transcript has 3 exons. The coding region runs from base 1 to 945 and encodes 314 amino acids. Lineage: Eukaryota; Viridiplantae; Streptophyta; Magnoliopsida; Fabales; Fabaceae.
AUGGAGCCACAUAUGAUUCAGAAUGUAGAAGCUCAAAAUUCAGCUUCAAAAAGGCUAGUAGGUAAGGUGGCAGUUAUAACAGGUGGUGCAAGAGGAAUUGGUGCAGCCACAGCAAAAUUAUUUGCCGAAAAUGGAGCACAUGUCAUCAUUGCUGAUGUUCUAGAUGAAGAAGGAACAAAAGUUGCUGAAUUAAUUGAUGGACUCUACAUACAUUGUGAUGUGUCCAAAGAAUCUGACAUUGAAUCAGCAAUAAAUCUUUCAAUGUCAUGGAAAGGUCAAUUAGACAUAAUGUUCAACAAUGCAGGAAUUGCAGGUAGAGUUGUUAGUGGAAUGAGUCAUAUCUUCAUUAGGGUUUAUCUGUUGGUGAACAUUACAGACAUGAGAGUGUGUUCUUUUCAAGGCUUUGAAGGAAGAAGCAUAACAACACUUGACAUGGAAAAGCUAACUCAUUUACUUUCAAUCAAUCUCUUUGGAACAAUCCAUGGAAUCAAACAUGCAGCAAAAGCAAUGAUCAAAGGAAAAAAAGGAGGCUCAAUCAUUUGCACCUCAAGUGCAGCUGCCACUAUAGGUGGAUUUGCUUCACAUGCAUACACAAUGUCAAAAUCAGCCAUGGAUGGACUAAUGAGAAGCGCGGCGUGCGAACUAGGCGUCCAUUUGAUUCGCGUUAACUGCGUUUCACCGCACGGCGUUCCGUCCGAGAUGCUCUUGAAUGCUUUUAAGUGUUUUGGUGAGGUUGAUAUGACUAGUGAACAAUUGAGUGAGUUUAUUGGUAUGAAUGCAAGUUUGCUUAAAGGGAGAGGUGCAACAACUAAUGAUGUUGCACAAGCUGUUUUGUUUUUGGCUAGUGAUGAGUCUGGAUUUGUAACUGCUCAUAAUCUUUCUGUUGAUGGUGGAAUCACUUCUGGAAAUAGUGUUAUGAGUUUUAUAUAUCAAGAUCCUAAGUGA